UUGCGCGUUCGCCUGUGCUCAGUAACGAAUUGUCUCUGAUACGCGAAGUUUGAUACGGUGCGCAAUUGCAACCGUUGUAGUUUUUUGUUGGUGUGAAGGAAGUGAAGGAAUUGCAAAAUCAUCUGGUUUUAUGUUUAUACACGGUUUGAAUAAUUUAUGCCGUCCACUAUAUAUUCUAAAGCCAGUGUGAGCACCGCAGAAACAUCAACGUUUCCAGCAACAUACUAAUAUCACAUCCAACGCUGUCACUGAACAGCUAGCAGCUAUUAGUACGUCUCAAAAUAACUGGCUCACACUGGUCCCAGACGUGCUGUUCCUUUUCAGCUGAUCAACGCAUUUAAAUAAGUAGAUAAAUUCAAUACCAUAUUUAGUGACACAAAAACAACAGCAGCGAUCGCGGACAAUAUGGCAGCCGUUGAAGUACGUAAUGGUUAUAAAUAUUAUGGCAGCAAAUCCAAUCCGAAGAUCAUACUUAAUUACCUGAAUAUGAAUGUUAUGCGCGGUUCAAUAUAUGGGCUUCUUGGUGCUUCAGGCUGUGGAAAAACUACGCUGCUUUCAUGUUUGGUAGGCCAACGUCAGCUUAAUAGUGGCAAAAUCACAGUACUGGGCAUGACGCCCGGUCAGCCAGGCAGUGGUAUACCGGGAGCGCGCAUUGGUUAUAUGCCCCAAGAAAUCGCCCUUGUCGAUGAAAUGACGGUAAAAGAGACCAUCUUCUACUUUGGUCGUAUUUACGGGUUAAAAGAAGAAAAAAUAAGAGAGAAAUUCAAAAUAAUGCGCUCAUUACUACAGUUACCACCACCGAAACAGUUGGUGAAGAAUUGCAGUGGUGGCCAACAGCGAAGAGUAUCUUUCGCUUGCGCCAUGAUACAUGAACCAGAAUUAUUAAUACUGGACGAACCGACAGUGGGUUUAGAUCCCAUGCUGCGUGAGAAAAUAUGGGACUUUCUUGUGGAGAGCACUAGGAAUAGCAAAAUGGCUGUGAUCAUAACUACACAUUACAUUGAGGAGGCGAAAAAAGCCAAUUGUAUCGGUUUAAUGCGAAACGGUGUACUCUUGGCUGAGGACACACCAACAAACAUAAUGAUUAAAUUUGAAUGCAGCUCUAUCGAGGAUGCAUUCCUGAUAUUAAGUCAAAAGCAAGGUGACUCAGACGUGGUGCAGGCAGGUAACGUCAACACUUCACAACCACCGGCAGUUAUGCAUUCUGUUGAGGUAAUUGACGCUACCUCGCCAGAUCUCAACGAGACAUGCAAAAAACGACCAUUCGUCGAUGAAAAUGAUAAUAAAACGCAACCAACCAAAUCGACCAGCCGCAACCGCGAACAGGAAACAGAAAAUAGAAAACGAAUAUUUUUCACGACUCGUGGUCGGAUCAAAGCUUUGAUGACAAAGAAUUUCGUACAACUCUUUCGGCAGCCUUCCGGAAUCAUUUUUAUGCUUCUCUUCCCAAUAAUACAGCUGUCGUGUUUCUAUUUAGCCAUCGGUAAAACACCAACAAAUCUUAAACUUGGUAUCGUUAGCGGAGAAGUAAGCGACUAUUCGACAUGCUUUGAUAAAAAUUUGAGGACAGUUUAUAAUCACAAUGACACUUGCGAAUUUCGAAAGAUAUCAUGUCGCUUUAUUGCGGAAUUGGGUGACGAUAUCGCUGAAAGAAUAUAUUAUAAAACAGAGGAAGAAGCCUACAGCGCGGCCAAGCGCACAGAUGUCUUGGGUUAUAUAAUGUUUCCAAGUAAUUUCUCAGAAUCAAUAAGAGCCCGACUGGAAGAUGGUCGGUAUGCGGAUGAAGGCACAGUGGAAAAUGGGGAACUAACUGUCCAUAUUGAUAUGACGGAUCAACAGAUCGGCUACUUUAUUGAGCGCAAGCUACGUGAUAGUUUCGGUUCGUUUAUGAAGGGCGUGUUAAUCGAUUGCAAUCUACCAGCUAGUUUGGGAAACAUUCCUAUACAAUUUCAGGAGCCUGUUUACGGUUCGUUAGAUAUUGAAUUUCAGCAAUAUGUGGCGCCUGGUGUCGUUAUGACCAUGGUGUUCUUCUUGGCCACUCUAAUGACAGCAGCAGUAUUCAUUUCGGAACGCAUGGAUGGUGUUUGGGAUCGCACUUUAGUAGCUGGGGUUUCCGCAAUGGAAAUGCUGUGGGCACAUCUACUGACCCAACUCAUUAUAAUGGCAUUCCAAUCAUUCGAAGUAAUAAUGUAUAUUGGGCUGGUGUUCGACACCUACAACAAAGGUGAUACGGCGACACUCAUUGGUUUGCUAACAUUGACAGCAUUCUGCGGCAUGCUUUUUGGUUUACUCAUUUCCGUUUAUUGCAAGUCGCACACAGAAGCAAAUUUUGUUGCCACCGGCGCAUUUUAUCCAAUGAUAAUUCUUUGUGGAUUGCUAUGGCCACUAGAAGGUAUGCCGAAAUCUUUACAAGAGAUUGUCUUAUUUUUUCCAUUUACAAUACCAUCUAUAUCAGCGCGAAAUAUUAUUGAGAAAGGUUGGUCCAUUACAAACGGGCAAGUUUACAAUGGAUUCAUAGUAAUGUCCGCAUGGAUUGUUAUAUUCUUUACGCUCUGCAUGGUGGGGCUCAAGCGAAAGGCUUAAGCUGAUAACGGGAUUUUGCGCCAAAGAAGAAUGUUGUAGUAUUACAUUAUUGUUUUUAUUUUUUACAUAAUCAUAAGUUUCGUUUUCGGUUAUGUAAAUAAUAUUUAGCAUACGGUACAAAUUCAUACGUACGUACUUAGAAAUAGGAAAAUUUAAAUGCAGGCAUUACAUACAUACCUACAUAUGUAUGUGUAUAUUAGGGUGGUCCAAAAAUACAUGAGAAAAAGUAAAGUCGGAAUUUUUAUGCUCUCACCCCCUAGGAUUGUUCUAUACCGAAAAAAAUAUACCCAUAUUUUUUUAUUUUGAAAUCAAAAAAUUUUUUUGAGGUCGCUCAAAGUUGUCCAUGUAUUUUAUAUGGGGGAAAAACGACUUUUCGUAGGUACGGAAUUCUUCGAAAUCAAUAUUUUUCGAUCGGAAACCUCUGCUUCUCUUCAGGAAAUUGCCAAUAAUAAUACCCAAUCAUUCAUUUACCCAUUUUAUCAUAGUAACUAUAUUUUAUAGGUCCACCAAAGCCCCCAGAAAUGUCAGAAAAUGCUAUGGGGGGAUAAAUAAAAAAUCUUUAGUACUAAAAAAUGGUUAAACAAAUAAUUGGGUAUUGUUAUUGGAAGUCUCUUGAAGAGAACCAGAGGUUUGCGAUCGAAAAAUAUUAAUUUUUAGGAAUUCCAUACCAUUUCUACGAAAAGUGGUUUUUUUCCAUAUAAACGACAUGGAAAACUUUGAGCGACCUCUAAAUAUUUUUUGAUUUCAACUAAAAAUAGGGGUGCAUUUUUUCGAUGUAGAACAGUACUAGGGGUGAGAGGAAUAAAAUUCCAACUUUACUUAUUUUGGACCACCCUAGUGAACAUACUACAUACAUACAUACAUACAAAUAAAAAAUGUUAAUAAAUUAGGCCAGAAACUACAGAAAAUAUCCAAUUUACAUACAUACACAUAUGCAUAUAUAAUUGGGGAACCCACAAGGUGUCAUAACGAGCGUAUUGUCAUAUUUCGUGUAUUCACAACGGCUUCAUAUUGUUGUAUGUAGUAAAUUUUAAACGGUUAAAUAAAUCUUUGGACGACUUGAAACCACAACCAACUAGCUUUUAACAGUAUGAAAACUUAUUAUAUGACUUUUAUGGUACCUUAAGACCCCCUUAGUAUAUCUUUAAGCAUUUAAAAUUAACGACAAAAAAACAAUACGAGACUUGCGACACCGUUGUGAAUAUCCCGAUAAUAAUACAUUAUUGUUGUUAAGAUAAAUAAGUAUGAAAUUCAAAACAACAACAAACAAAAAGAUAAAUUUGUCACUACAAGACUUAUCAUGACACCUUUUGAAUCCCGAAAAAGUUUAUACAAAUUUUAAUUGUGAUCUGCGUACAAUAAUUUUUUACUCUUUUAAUUAUAAAGUGGUAGGGAAAUAUGAAAAACAUUUUAUAUGUACAUAUAUUUAUAUAAUUAGGAAGGAACACCAAUGUUUGUAUCUAAUGGGAGUAAGUGAUUAAAUAUAAAAAAUGUAAAUAUCAGUUUAAAAAUAAAUUUAAUUUUAAGCAACUACAAAUA
Rhagoletis pomonella (apple maggot) is the source of this 4122-nucleotide messenger RNA. Its product is annotated as ABC transporter G family member 20. Gene Ontology annotation, molecular function: ABC-type transporter activity; ATP binding; ATP hydrolysis activity. The transcript is spliced from 12 exons. The coding region runs from base 406 to 2583 and encodes 725 amino acids. Lineage: Eukaryota; Metazoa; Arthropoda; Insecta; Diptera; Tephritidae. The record is from RefSeq and is a predicted model, not a curated record. Gene Ontology annotation, cellular component: membrane.